AUGGGUGCCCUUUCUCCUACCUCCAAAGUCAAGCUUUUCUACCGGACCACGCUGUUUCAGAUUCUGGUCGUCAGCUUAUGUGCAUUCUGUGCGCCCGGUGUCUGGUCCGCCAUGAAUGGCUUGGGGGUUGGGGGCAGCCAGUCUCCAAAUCUCGUCAAUGCCGCCAAUGCGCUCCUCUACGCAUUCAUGACGGUAACUUGUUUUCUGGGGCCUUGGCUUACCAACUUGAUUGGUUUCCGGUGGACGCUUGCUCUAGGUGCUGUAGGCUACCCUCUGUACGCCGCUGGUCUGUAUCUGAAUAAUCGCUGGGGUAUUACAUGGCUAGUAUAUCUGGGCUCAACCACCUGUGGAAUCUCGGCUGGUUUCUUCUGGAGUGUGGAAGGGGCUAUCGCCACGGGUUAUCCGGAACAACACAAGCGUGGUAGGUACAUUGCGACGUGGUUCACCGGUCGCAACCUGGGCAACGUCAUCUCAGGCUCCAUCUCGCUUGCGCUCAACGUCAAUAUUGCACAAAAGGGCCAGGUUUCCUACCAGACGUACCUGGGAUUUAUCGCGAUACAGUGCCUGGGCUUCUUUUUUGGCCUGCUUCUAUCCAAUCCAGAGAAGGUCCAACGCGAUGAUGGUACACAUAUCGAGGCCCCACGAGGUAUCAAUUGGGGUGUUGAGCUUUCAGAGAUGUGGAGACUGGCUCGGAGCCGUUCCAUUCUACUGCUUGUGCCACUCUUCUGGUAUUACGGGUGGAUUCAAGCAUAUCCGGGGACGUACCUUGCUACCUACUUCACCGUACGAUCUAGAGCGCUGGCCAGCCUCAUGACUGCCGUGGUCGGCACAUUGGCUACCUGGGUGGGCGGCUCGUUAGUGGACCUGCCGUGGCACAAGAGUCGGCAGGUCCGGGCUGUCGCUACGUUCAGUCUCAUCGUCGCGGUCAACAGCGCCACCUGGAUAUGGGCCGUUAUAAUCCAGAACGAGUUUCGUCACACCAACCCAACACUCGAUUACGCAGAUCAGACUACCUUCGGCCGUGGCUUCGGCGUCUACAUGCUUGAGCGUGUCAGCCUAGGUCUGGUGGAGAACUAUAUUUACUGGUGCAUCGGCAAUCUGUCAGACUCUCCUGGGCAUCAGAUUAGGUACAGCUCAUUGCUCCGCGGCAUCGAGACAGCGGGUGUGGCCGUUGGCUUUGGGGUACAAGCAGUUCCGACUGCCCUCAUCGCCACAGCAAGCAUCAAUUGCGGGCUUUGGUUCAUUGCUCUACCAUUCAGCUACUACGCAACGCUUCAAGUCGUGCGCAAGUUUCACGAGCAAGAUGUUAAGAAAUAG
Molecule: messenger RNA, 1317 nt
Organism: Microdochium trichocladiopsis
Lineage: Eukaryota; Fungi; Ascomycota; Sordariomycetes; Xylariales; Microdochiaceae
Product: major facilitator superfamily domain-containing protein
Exons: 2
Coding region: 1-1317 (438 amino acids)
Source: RefSeq, a predicted model, not a curated record